GGGAUCUGAAGCACUCUGCAUAGUGAGAGUGUAGAUUUAGAACCUCUAAACCCUAGAAAUCCCCUCCGGUGAAACUCUCGAAUUUUUUACAAUAAUCUCUGCAAAUCUUCUUCGUAGCCUUUGCAUCACUAUUUUGAGGUCCGUUUACUUGGUUGAUUUGGUGAGUGAAACAGUAUGUGGAACAACGGUAGCAACAACGGCGCGCAGAUAGCGCCUCCAGGGACUGGAGGCUCCACGAUACCGCCUCCGCCAGCUGCCCAGCCUUCCUACACGGUCCUUGCGCCGCCAACGCCUCAGGAGGCUGAGGCGAAGCUGGAGGAGAAGGCUAGAAAAUGGAUGCAGCUUAACUCUAAAAGAUAUGGCGACAAACGUAAGUUUGGAUUCGUUGAGACGCAGAAAGAGGACAUGCCGCCUGAGCAUGUCAGAAAGAUUAUCAGAGAUCAUGGGGACAUGUCCUCGAAAAAGUAUCGCCAUGAUAAACGAGUGUAUCUGGGAGCCCUUAAAUUCAUUCCACACGCAGUUUACAAGCUCCUCGAGAACAUGCCGAUGCCUUGGGAGCAAGUUCGUGAUGUGAAGGUCUUGUACCAUAUUACUGGAGCAAUCACUUUUGUGAAUGAAAUACCAUGGGUCGUUGAACCGAUAUACUUAGCACAGUGGGGGACCAUGUGGAUCAUGAUGCGAAGGGAGAAGAGAGAUCGUCGUCAUUUCAAGAGAAUGCGUUUCCCACCUUUUGAUGAUGAGGAACCUCCGUUGGACUAUGCUGACAAUCUGUUAGACGUUGAUCCCUUGGAGCCAAUUCAACUGGAAUUGGAUGAGGAAGAAGAUUCAGCUGUAUAUACUUGGUUUUAUGACCAUAAGCCUCUUGUGAAGACAAAGCUUAUCAAUGGUCCAAGUUACAGGAAAUGGCACCUCUCUCUUCCAAUUAUGGCAACUUUGCACAGGCUUGCUGGACAACUGCUUUCAGAUUUGAUUGACAGGAAUUAUUUCUACUUGUUUGACAUGGAGUCAUUCUUUACAGCCAAAGCAUUGAACAUGUGCAUACCUGGUGGCCCAAAGUUUGAACCUCUUUAUCGAGACAUGGAGAAGGGGGAUGAAGACUGGAAUGAGUUCAAUGACAUAAAUAAACUCAUUAUUCGGUCACCUCUCAGGACAGAGUAUAGAAUUGCUUUCCCUCAUCUUUAUAACAAUAGGCCCAGAAAAGUGAAACUUGGUGUCUAUCACACUCCCAUGGUAAUGUACAUAAAGACAGAGGACCCUGAUUUGCCAGCAUUCUAUUAUGAUCCUUUGAUUCACCCAAUAACUACCACAAACAAGGAGCGGCGUGAAAAGAAGAAUUUUGAUGAUGAGGAUGAGGAUGAGUUUUGCUUGCCUGAUGGGGUUGAACCGUUGCUGAAUGACACUGAGCUUUAUACAGACACUACUGCUGCUGGCAUUUCCCUGUUAUUUGCUCCACGUCCCUUUAAUAUGAGAUCAGGUCGGAUGCGACGUGCUGAAGAUAUACCACUUGUGUCAGAGUGGUAUAAGGAGCACUGUCCUCCGUCGUAUCCUGUUAAAGUUCGAGUAAGCUAUCAGAAACUUUUGAAAUGUUUUGUUCUGAAUGAGUUGCAUCAUAGACCACCUAAGGCUCAGAAGAAGAAACACUUAUUUCGAUCUUUAGCUGCCACUAAGUUUUUCCAAACCACAGAGCUUGAUUGGGUUGAAGCAGGUCUUCAGGUUUGCAAGCAAGGGUAUAACAUGCUGAACCUGUUGAUCCAUAGAAAAAAUUUGAACUACCUUCACCUUGAUUAUAACUUCAACUUAAAGCCUGUGAAGACUCUCACCACCAAAGAACGCAAGAAGUCACGAUUUGGAAAUGCUUUUCAUCUCUGUCGUGAGAUCUUGCGUCUAACAAAGCUUGUAGUGGAUGCCAAUGUCCAGUUUCGGUUGGGUAAUGUUGAUGCUUUCCAAUUGGCUGAUGGUCUACAGUAUAUUUUUUCACAUGUUGGCCAGUUGACUGGAAUGUACAGAUACAAAUAUCGACUGAUGAGGCAAAUCAGGAUGUGCAAAGAUCUAAAGCACUUAAUUUACUACCGCUUUAAUACCGGUCCAGUUGGUAAGGGGCCAGGAUGUGGAUUUUGGGCACCAAUGUGGAGGGUUUGGCUGUUUUUCCUUCGUGGUAUUGUGCCUCUUCUGGAACGGUGGUUAGGAAAUCUCCUUGCACGUCAGUUUGAAGGUCGUCAUUCUAAAGGAGUGGCAAAGACUGUUACUAAGCAGCGUGUUGAGAGCCACUUUGACCUGGAGCUUCGAGCUGCUGUCAUGCAUGAUGUUCUUGAUGCAAUGCCAGAGGGCAUUAAGCAAAACAAAGCAAGAACAAUAUUGCAGCAUCUUAGUGAGGCAUGGCGUUGCUGGAAAGCAAACAUUCCUUGGAAGGUUCCUGGUUUACCAGUUCCCAUUGAGAACAUGAUUCUUCGCUAUGUCAAGGCAAAAGCAGAUUGGUGGACAAAUGUUGCCCAUUAUAACCGUGAACGUAUAAGAAGAGGUGCAACUGUUGAUAAGACAGUUUGUAGGAAAAAUUUGGGUAGAUUAACACGCCUUUGGUUAAAGGCAGAGCAAGAACGGCAGCACAAUUAUUUGAAAGAUGGUCCAUAUGUUACUCCUGAAGAAGCAGUUGCCAUUUAUACUACUACUGUGCAUUGGUUGGAAUCAAGAAAGUUCUCCCCCAUUCCAUUCCCACCAUUAUCUUACAAGCAUGAUACAAAGCUUCUUAUCCUUGCACUGGAGAGGUUGAAGGAAUCUUAUAGUGUUGCUGUGAGAUUAAACCAGCAACAAAGAGAAGAACUGGGCCUUAUUGAACAAGCAUAUGAUAACCCACAUGAGGCUCUGUCACGCAUUAAGCGUCACCUGCUAACCCAGCGUGCCUUCAAAGAAGUUGGCAUAGAGUUCAUGGACUUGUACAGCUAUUUGAUUCCAGUAUAUGAAAUUGAACCUCUUGAGAAGAUUACAGAUGCUUAUCUUGACCAAUACCUAUGGUAUGAGGGAGACAAGCGCCACCUGUUCCCUAAUUGGAUUAAGCCUGCUGAUUCAGAGCCACCUCCACUUCUGGUGUAUAAGUGGUGUCAAGGUAUAAAUAAUUUGCAAGGGAUAUGGGAUACUAGUGAGGGACAGUGUGUGGUGAUGCUUCAAACGAAGUUUGAGAAGUUCUUUGAGAAGAUUGACUUGACAAUGUUGAACAGGCUUUUACGUUUGGUUCUCGACCAUAACAUUGCUGAUUAUGUUACUGCAAAGAAUAAUGUGGUGUUGUCUUACAAAGAUAUGAGUCACACAAACUCAUAUGGUCUUAUACGUGGUCUUCAGUUUGCUUCUUUUGUUGUCCAGUACUAUGGGCUUGUCCUUGAUCUCUUGAUUCUUGGAUUGACUCGUGCUAGUGAAAUUGCGGGUCCACCACAGAUGCCUAAUGAAUUCAUAACUUACUGGGACACUAAAGUUGAGACACGACAUCCAAUUCGGUUGUACUCGAGGUACAUAGAUAAGGUGCAUAUAUUGUUCCGGUUCACUCAUGAAGAGGCACGAGACCUUAUCCAACGCUAUCUCACUGAGCAUCCAGAUCCCAACAAUGAAAAUAUGGUUGGAUACAACAACAAAAAGUGUUGGCCUAGAGAUGCAAGAAUGAGGCUCAUGAAGCAUGAUGUUAAUCUUGGGAGAAGUGUUUUCUGGGAUAUGAAGAAUCGUCUGCCACGAAGCAUUACAACUUUGGAGUGGGAGAACAGCUUUGUUUCUGUGUAUAGCAAGGACAACCCUAAUCUGCUUUUUAGCAUGUGUGGUUUUGAAGUUCGGAUACUUCCAAAAAUAAGAAUGACUCAAGAAGCAUUUAGCAAUACAAGGGAUGGAGUUUGGAAUUUGCAGAAUGAGCAGACAAAGGAGCGCACUGCCGUUGCUUUCUUACGUGUUGAUGAUGAGCACAUGAAGGUGUUUGAGAAUCGUGUUAGACAGAUUCUUAUGUCUUCAGGGUCAACAACAUUUACUAAAAUUGUCAACAAAUGGAAUACUGCCUUGAUAGGUCUAAUGACUUACUUUCGUGAAGCAACUGUACACACACAAGAGCUAUUAGAUCUGCUGGUCAAAUGUGAAAAUAAAAUUCAAACUCGUAUCAAGAUUGGGCUUAACUCAAAAAUGCCCAGCAGAUUUCCACCAGUCAUCUUCUAUACUCCUAAAGAAAUUGGAGGUCUUGGCAUGCUGUCAAUGGGGCACAUUCUGAUUCCUCAGAGCGACCUCCGUUACAGUCAGCAGACUGAUGUUGGUGUAACUCACUUUAGGAGUGGAAUGAGCCAUGAGGAGGAUCAGCUGAUUCCAAAUCUUUAUCGUUAUAUUCAGCCUUGGGAGAGUGAGUUCAUAGAUUCACAGCGUGUUUGGGCAGAGUAUGCAUUGAAGAGGCAGGAAGCUCAGGCGCAAAACAGGAGACUGACACUUGAAGAUUUGGAAGAUUCAUGGGAUAGAGGAAUACCUCGUAUAAAUACUUUGUUUCAGAAGGAUAGACAUACUUUAGCAUAUGACAAGGGGUGGAGGGUUCGCACUGAUUUUAAGCAGUACCAAGUUUUGAAGCAGAACCCAUUCUGGUGGACACACCAAAGACAUGAUGGGAAGUUAUGGAACUUGAAUAACUAUCGAACUGAUGUGAUACAAGCACUUGGAGGUGUUGAGGGAAUUCUUGAGCAUACCUUGUUUAAAGGGACAUACUUUCCAACUUGGGAAGGUUUGUUCUGGGAAAAGGCAUCAGGAUUUGAGGAGUCAAUGAAGUAUAAAAAGCUUACUAAUGCUCAGCGAUCUGGUCUUAAUCAAAUUCCCAACCGUAGGUUCACUCUUUGGUGGUCACCUACCAUUAAUCGGGCCAAUGUAUAUGUUGGUUUCCAAGUGCAAUUAGAUCUUACGGGAAUUUUCAUGCAUGGGAAGAUCCCAACCUUGAAAAUUUCUCUGAUUCAGAUCUUCCGUGCUCAUCUGUGGCAGAAGAUUCAUGAGAGUGUUGUUAUGGAUCUUUGCCAAGUUUUGGAUCAGGAGUUGGAUGCUUUGGAGAUUGAAACUGUUCAGAAGGAGACUAUCCAUCCUAGGAAAAGUUAUAAAAUGAACAGCUCUUGUGCAGAUGUACUUCUCUUUGCAGCUCAUAGGUGGCCAAUGUCAAAGCCUAGCCUUGUGGCUGAGUCAAAAGAUAUGUUUGAUCAGAAAGCUAGUAAUAAAUAUUGGAUAGAUGUACAACUUCGUUGGGGGGAUUAUGACUCACAUGAUAUUGAGCGCUACACAAGGGCCAAAUUUAUGGAUUAUACAACAGACAACAUGUCUAUAUAUCCAUCACCUACUGGGGUGAUGAUUGGCCUUGAUCUAGCUUAUAAUUUGCAUUCUGCAUUUGGGAACUGGUUUCCUGGAUCAAAGCCAUUGCUUGCUCAGGCAAUGAACAAAAUCAUGAAGUCAAAUCCAGCCUUAUAUGUUUUGAGGGAGCGGAUAAGAAAAGGUCUACAGUUGUAUUCUUCUGAACCCACUGAACCUUAUCUCUCAUCACAAAAUUAUGGAGAGAUCUUCAGCAACCAGAUUAUAUGGUUUGUUGAUGAUACCAAUGUGUAUCGCGUUACAAUCCACAAGACAUUUGAAGGAAAUCUCACAACAAAACCUAUCAAUGGUGCCAUCUUUAUAUUCAACCCUCGGACAGGGCAAUUGUUCCUGAAGGUCAUUCACACAAGUGUUUGGGCUGGUCAAAAGCGUCUUGGACAGCUGGCCAAGUGGAAAACUGCUGAAGAAGUUGCUGCUCUUGUGCGUUCACUGCCUGUUGAGGAGCAGCCUAAGCAAAUCAUUGUGACUCGUAAAGGAAUGCUUGAUCCCUUGGAGGUUCACUUGCUUGAUUUCCCUAACAUAGUUAUCAAGGGUAGCGAGCUGCAGCUCCCAUUCCAGGCUUGCCUAAAGAUUGAGAAAUUUGGUGAUUUGAUUCUUAAGGCUACUGAACCACAAAUGGUCUUGUUCAACAUUUAUGAUGACUGGUUGAAGAGUAUCUCAUCAUACACAGCAUUCUCCCGACUCAUUCUGAUCCUUCGGGCACUUCAUGUGAACAAUGAGAAGGCAAAGAUGUUACUGAAACCUGACAAAACAAUUGUUACUGAGCCGCACCAUAUCUGGCCUUCUCUUACUGAUGAUCAAUGGAUGAAGGUUGAAGUUGCUCUAAGAGAUUUGAUACUCUCAGAUUAUGCCAAGAAGAACAAUGUUAAUACAUCUGCCCUGACCCAAUCUGAGAUUCGUGAUAUCAUUCUGGGUGCUGAGAUUACUCCACCAUCUCAACAGAGGCAACAGAUUGCGGAGAUAGAGAAACAGGCAAAGGAAGCAAGUCAGCUGACAGCAGUUACUACAAGGACAACAAAUGUGCAUGGUGAUGAACUCAUUGUCACUACUACAAGUCCCUAUGAGCAAUCAGCAUUUGGUUCAAAAACAGAUUGGCGUGUCAGAGCAAUAUCUGCUACCAAUCUUUAUCUUCGUGUCAACCAUAUAUAUGUGAACUCAGAGGACAUUAAGGAAACAGGAUACACUUACAUCAUGCCCAAGAACAUUUUAAAGAAGUUUAUCUGUAUAGCAGAUCUUCGGACACAAAUUGCUGGAUACUUGUAUGGUAUAAGCCCUCCUGACAACCCUCAGGUUAAGGAAAUCAGAUGCAUUGCCAUGCCGCCACAGUGGGGAACUCAUCAGCAAGUUCAUCUCCCUUCAGCACUUCCUGAGCAUGAUUUCUUGAAUGAUCUAGAGCCUUUGGGAUGGAUGCACACUCAACCGAACGAGCUUCCUCAGUUAUCACCACAGGAUGUUACAGCUCAUGCCAGAGUUCUAGAGAAUAACAAGCAGUGGGAUGGAGAGAAGUGUAUCAUCUUGACCUGCAGUUUCACCCCUGGUUCUUGCUCACUAACUGCUUAUAAGCUUACUCCAAGUGGUUAUGAGUGGGGGCGUGUCAACAAGGAUACUGGAAGCAAUCCUCAUGGCUACCUUCCAACUCAUUAUGAGAAGGUGCAGAUGCUUCUAAGUGAUCGGUUCCUUGGGUUUUACAUGAUUCCGGACAAUGGCCCAUGGAAUUACAACUUCAUGGGAGUGAAGCAUACAGUAAGCAUGAAAUAUGGAGUGAAGCUUGGGACAGCGAGAGAGUACUACCAUGAGGAUCACAGGCCAACCCAUUACCUGGAGUUCAGCAAUUUAGAGGAAGGGGACACUGUUGAGGGAGAUCGUGAGGAUACAUUUUCGUAAUUCUUAUCUUGUUUCAAGUUGUAAUUUCGACAAAGUUGUAUGAAGCGCACACUUUUUUGUAGUACCAACACUCUGUAGCUGUUGGAUAAAAAUUACUCUGUAGCAGAAUCAUGUUAUGAAUUGAGUUGUAAAUCUAUGAUCUAUCUCUUAAAAUUUAUACAUAAUUAGCAGAACUUGGAAUGGUAAUCUUCUGUUAUUCUAUGGCUGAAAAAAUGCAUACAGCUGUA
This is a messenger RNA of Rubroshorea leprosula, 7466 nucleotides long. Lineage: Eukaryota; Viridiplantae; Streptophyta; Magnoliopsida; Malvales; Dipterocarpaceae. The record is from the annotation of a GenBank genome assembly.